This is a messenger RNA of Actinia tenebrosa (Australian red waratah sea anemone), 4747 nucleotides long. Its product is annotated as AP-2 complex subunit alpha-2. The record is from RefSeq and is a predicted model, not a curated record. Gene Ontology annotation, cellular component: AP-2 adaptor complex; membrane coat. Gene Ontology annotation, biological process: clathrin-dependent endocytosis; intracellular protein transport. Lineage: Eukaryota; Metazoa; Cnidaria; Anthozoa; Actiniaria; Actiniidae. Gene Ontology annotation, molecular function: clathrin-cargo adaptor activity.
CGUUUCCAUGUGUUUGAUGGCGGCUGCCAUCUUAUAGAGUCUCUUGGCCUGAAAUCAAACGAUCACCUCAAAAAUCCAACAAUUCUGCACUGUUUUCCUCCAAAAACACCUCGAGUACCUACUCCAAGGCUUCUGCUCCAGCACUGAUUCAAUUUUGAGAGUAUUUCGAGGUGUUUAGGGUGUUUUAACAGCGAUAAUUCCCGUACCAACUGGAACUGAGUACAGAUAUUCGAGGGGUGGUCUCGUUAUAAAGUAACACCCGACAACCAAAAUGCCGGCCGUUAAAGGCGAAGGGAUGCGAGGACUAGCGGUCUUUAUCUCCGACAUACGUAACUGUAAAUCGAAGGAAGCUGAGAUAAAGCGAAUCAACAAAGAACUCGCAAAUAUCAGGAAUAAAUUCAAAGGUGAUAAAACGCUGGAUGGAUACCAGAAGAAAAAAUACGUCUGUAAAUUACUCUUUAUCUUCCUCCUUGGACAUGAUAUUGAUUUUGGUCAUAUGGAAGCCGUGAAUUUGUUAUCAUCCAACAAGUACACCGAAAAACAAAUUGGAUACCUUUUCAUAUCAGUUCUCGUCAGUGCUAACAGUGAAUUGAUCAAACUGAUUGUCCAAAACAUCAAGAAUGACCUGUCAAGCCGCAACUCCAUCUUUGUGUGCCUAGCGCUGCAGUGUAUUGCGAACAUCGGCAAUCAAGAAAUGGUUGAUCACCUUGGUAUCGAGAUUCCCAAACUGUUGGUUUCUCCAGAUACCACUGAUAAUGUGAAGCAGUGUGCUGCAUUGUGUGUGUUGAAGCUGUUUAGGUUGAAGCAGAGUAUUCUACCACCAGGGGAAUGGACUUCAAGGAUUGUACAGUUAUUGAAUGAUAAGCACUUGGGAGUAGUGACAUCUGCAUCCAGCCUUAUUCAUGGUUUGGUCUACCACUACCCUGAUGAAUACAAGGGAUGCAUCCAGCUUGCAGUAUCAAGGCUGAGUAGGAUUGUUACCUCAUCAUACACAGAUCUUCAGGAUUAUACUUACUACUUUGUUCCAGCCCCAUGGCUUUGCAUCAAGCUGCUAAAGUUGCUGCAGAGUUACCCACCACCAGAUGACCCUGCUAUUGCAGCAAGGCUUCAUGAAUGUCUGGAAACAAUUCUCAAUAAGGCUCAGGAGCCUCCUAAAUCCAAGAAGGUGCAACAUUCCAAUGCUAGGAAUGCCGUAUUGUUCGAAGCCAUCAACCUUAUCAUCCACAUGGACAGCGAACAAAGUUUACUCAUAAGAGGAUGCAACCAACUUGGGCAGUUCUUGACGCACAGAGAGACAAACUUGAGAUAUCUUGCUCUAGAAGGUCUUUGUCUGAUGUCUAACAGUGAGUUCUCUGUCGAUGCUGUGAGAAAACAUCAAGAAACAGUCAUGGGUGCUUUGAAGACUGAAAGGGAUGUUAGUGUGCGUCAAAGAGCUGUGGAUCUGCUGUAUGCAAUGUGUGAUAAAAACAAUGCAGAAGAGAUUGUUUCCGAGAUGCUUGACUAUUUAGAGACAGCUGAUUACUCCAUCAAGGAAGAAAUGGUCUUAAAAGUAGCAAUCCUAGCCGAGAAAUAUGCCACCAAUUACACUUGGUAUGUCGACACCAUCUUGACGUUAAUAAGGAUCGCAGGAGAUUAUGUCAGCGAAGAGGUUUGGUACAGGGUUAUUCAGAUUGUCAUCAACAGAGAUGAUAUCCAAGGUUAUGCUGCAAAAACUGUCUUUGAGGCUUUGCAAUCUCCUGCCUGUCAUGAAAACAUGGUCAAGGUUGGUGGAUAUAUCUUGGGAGAAUUUGGAAACUUAAUCGCUGGUGACCCACGGUCAAGCCCAAUGGUUCAGUUCCAGCUUCUUCAUAGCAAGUUUCCUUUGUGUCACAAAUCAACAAGAGGGCUGCUCUUGUCAACGUAUAUCAAGUUUAUCAAUCUUUUCCCUGAAAUCAAGGGCUACAUUCAAGAGAUCCUGAAAAGCGAUUCAAACCUUCGCAAUGCAGAUACUGAGAUACAACAGAGAGCUUUGGAAUACUUGAGGCUAAGCACUGUAGCCUCACCAGAUGUAUUGGCCACAGUUUUGGAAGAAAUGCCCCCUUUCCCUGAGAGGGAGUCAUCGAUCCUUGCCAAACUCAAGAAGAAGAAACCAAAUAGUGUUAAAGAAAAAGAUGAAAAACCAGAGGCUGAAAAACCAACCUCAAAUGGUGAAGUUUCUACUGUUGAAAAACCACAGGUUGCUCCCAUCCAGAACGCUGCACCUCAACCAGAUUUAAUGGCCAUAAGUUCACCAGGUGCUGUCCCUAAUGCAGCACCGUCAGGUGGUGGGUUGUUGGUUGAUGUGUUUGAGACACCUGCAGCAAGUACUAUUAGUGGAAGCUCUCCUGCGGUAACUCCUGGUGCAGAAGAAAUGCUUAAAAAAUUUGUAUGUAAGAAUACUGGAAUUCUUUUUGAAAAUGAUAUAAUCCAAAUUGGAGUCAAAUCUGAAUUCAAAGAUGUUUUAGGUCGAAUUGGUUUGUUUUAUGGUAACAAGACGUCUUCACAGUUUACAAACUUUUCUACAUCAAUACACAUGCCGGGAGAUCUUAGUACUCGUCUCCAAGUCGACAUUAAGCCUCCUCCACCAGCGGUGGAUGGCGGAGCCCAGGUCCAACACUUCAUCACUGUAGAAUGUCUUCAAGAUUUUUACCAGUGCCCGAUCUUAAAUAUGCAAUUUUGUGUUAGUGGAAUGGUGCAAAGUCUUAAUCUCAAGAUUCCAGUAUUCCUGUCCAAGUUCUGUACUUCUGCAGAGAUGAAUUCGCAAGAUUUCUUCACUCGCUGGAAGCAUCUUAGCAAUCCCCAACAAGAAAGCCAAAAAAUAUUCCAGGCCAAAUAUCCUAUGGAUAAUGCUGCUAUCACUACUAAGUUGACAGGGUUUGGCAUUGCCAUCCAGAACAACGUUGACCCCAACCCAGAAAACUUCAUUUGUGCUGGAAUAAUAAAAGUUAAGGUAGCACAGAUUGGAUGUUUAUUACGACUGGAGCCGAAUCGACAAGCACAGAUGUAUCGCCUUACGAUACGUGCAUCAAGACCUGAAGUGGCUCCUCACCUGACCGAACUCCUCACUGACCUUUUCUAAACAACGCACUUAAUCUAUAAUUGAGAAACAAUCCGACAGAAAGCAGUAUUUUUGUUUUUAGUGGGUUAUAGAAACCAUGGAUCCCAAAUGGUCUGUAUUCAUCAUUCUAUGUUGGUGUAACAUUGCUAGAAUUCUUUACUUAAUGCUAGUAAUCCAACAUGGCUAAGGUUUCCGAUCCUAAGGUUCCUUAGAAAAAGAAUGGAGACAUGCAUGAAAUAUAGAUGUAUUGAUCUUAGGGAUCCUUGAGUAUGCAAGUUACAUGUAAGUAGCUUAUGUUUGUAAGCUGUGAAUAAACAAACGACUGAAACAGGAAAAAUUCCUUUAGAGCUUAUGAUUAAAGCAACUUUAAGCUGUGUUCCUUAAAAGCCUAGAGCUUAGAAGCAAGUAUAUCUUGUCCUGUUACGAACAAGAUAGAAAUACUGAAUUUCCUUGCUCUUUUUUAAGGAACUAAUUCAGGAAAAGACUAACAACAAUUGGAAAAGCAUGACUAGAAAGUUUGAGCUGUUUAGGGAUACAGCAUAAUUGUAACAAUUUGGCACCCCUGCGCCCCUUACUCAAUAUCUUCAGUAUUGAUUCUACAUGUAGUGAAUAGUUGAAUGGUAAAAUAUUUUUACGUGAUUUGAGUGAUGCAUCCUGGACAUAUCAAGGUUUAUACUUCCAAUAUGUUAAUGAGUGUAGUAACAUCAUAAAUGGAAUUUGUGUAUAUUUUUCAUCAUUUAUAAAUUGAAUGAGAAAAGAAAAUUUACAAUAACUUUUCUAUAAACUCUUAGUAAGACAAUGAUGUUUUAUACAGUCACUGUCAGGAUGUUUCACUGACCUAGAAAAGGUUUGUAUAUUUAGUAAUGCCUCCUAUAACAUCACACUCAUUCACAUAUUGGAAGUAUAAACCUUGAUAUCUUUAAGAUGCUUCACACAAGUACACAUCAAAUAUUUUACCAUCCAACUAUUCACUUCAUGUAGAACCAACACUGAAAAUAUUGAGUUAGGGGUGAGUUGCACUUUAAAGGCAUCAAGUGCAGAGCGUUGCAAUGAGCCAGUGAGAGGAGAGGGUUGCUUCUAAGUACCCACUUUCUAAACCAAUAAAAUCAGGUCUUUUGUUAGGCCAACUGUUUUGACCACACCCCUAAGUAUUCAAAGUGUUCAAAUUGUGUAUUAAUGAUCAGAAUUGAUCAACUAUCAUUUGCAAAUAUUAAGGCCAAAAGGUGCAAUGAUCAAUGAUUUUCCUAACUUUUUACGUUUACUGUUUUGAUAGCUAUCUCUACUAUUAGAUUUAUAAAUUCUUGUGUUUCAUCUUAUUAUUUGUCAGACUGUACUUCUGAGACAUGAAUACGAUAGAUAGUCUUCUUAAUAUGCCAAAAAAUAAAAGUUCUGCAUUGGUACUGUCCUAAGGCUCAAAAGUAUCUCAAGUUUUUUAAAAUGUUUUUGGUGGAAUAAGUGAUGUGCUCUUUAUACUUUGGACUCUAUAAUUAUAACGUUACAUUUUUAGUUCAAAGUAUCCAUUGUCAUAUAUUCUCAUUAAGGUGGUUUUGUAAUGAUUAAUUUGAAAUUUUUGUUACGUAUUGUGUAGUUUUUAGGAUAAUCAUAAUAAAGCUGAAAAUAGAUUGUAUUAUUCUUAGAAAUGUCAAAAAUAAAUAUCACAGUAAGGUUGUA